This is a messenger RNA of Aureococcus anophagefferens, 684 nucleotides long. RefSeq lists its product as hypothetical. The transcript has a single exon. The annotation marks the transcript as partial. The record is from RefSeq and is a predicted model, not a curated record. Gene Ontology annotation, molecular function: protein binding. NCBI's taxonomy places the organism in Eukaryota, Pelagophyceae, Pelagomonadales, Pelagomonadaceae.
UACCUCAAGCGCGCUGCGGGGCUCGGGGAUUCGGACGCGAUUUUGGAACUCGGGACCAUGUACGAGGAUGGAGACGGCGUCAGGAAGGACAUUCGAAAGGCGAUGCAGCUCUAUCGAACGGCCGCGGAGCUGGGCGAAGCAAACGCGCAGCAGAAUGUUGCACUGCUGCUUGUUAAAGAGGGAGAGCAUAACGCGGUGGAGGCCGUGCACUUCUACAAACUCGCUGCUGCGCAAGGGCUGACGGAGGCUGAGUACAAUCUUGCCACUUGUUACGAGGAGGGAACAGGCGUGGACGUCGACUUGGAGGAAGCCAAACGCUGGUACGCGCGCGCAGCAGAGAAGGGCGAUACCGAUUCGGAGGUUGCCCUCGGCUUAUGUUACGAUGAUGUUGGACGCGGCGUCGACGUCGACUUCGAGGAAGCUAGACGCUGGUACGCUCGCGCGGCCGCGAAAGGUGACCCUCAUGCCCAAAACAACCUUGGCUUCUUGUAUCAAGAGGGGAACGGCGUGGAAGUAGAUUUCGACGAAGCCAAGCGCUUGUACGAGCUUGCAGCGGCACAAGGCGACGAUUUCGCCGAGUGCAACCUCGGCGAUCUGUACGCGGAUGGAUUGGGCGUCGACGUCGACCUCGAGGAAGCGAAGCGCUGGUACGAGCGCGCGGCCUCCCAAGGCAACGAGGAGGCC